Fusarium musae is the source of this 405-nucleotide messenger RNA. RefSeq lists its product as uncharacterized. Lineage: Eukaryota; Fungi; Ascomycota; Sordariomycetes; Hypocreales; Nectriaceae. The record is from RefSeq and is a predicted model, not a curated record. The transcript is spliced from 3 exons. The coding region runs from base 1 to 405 and encodes 134 amino acids.
AUGCUGGAAGAUGGCUUCCGCAUGACCCGAUCUCACAAGGCCAACGACCGUGACCAUAAGGGUAUUGCCGAGGGAACCGCGCUCCCCACGGAAAAUGUUCCUCGUUUCUUUGGCAAGAACGGUUUUGCCGAUGUCGACCCAAAGAAGGUGAAGAAAGACGGCUCUGGUCGAGGCAACUGGGGAACCGUCAGCGACGACAUCGCUGACGAACAAUUCACCUUCACAAACACUAGACGCCGCUCCAACAGCAGCAGCUUCUCUCACCACGUGAGCGACCUCAAGACCAAGUUUGAGGUCAACGAGCCCGAGCCGGUCUUUGAGGAGUCACUUCACGGCCCCGAGGAAGAAGACCACGAGGAUCUCUCGAAGACCGACUCUUCCGAGAGCGGUCGGUCCUCAUCCUAA